Molecule: messenger RNA, 861 nt
Organism: Cheilinus undulatus (humphead wrasse)
Lineage: Eukaryota; Metazoa; Chordata; Actinopteri; Labriformes; Labridae
Gene: trappc4
Product: trafficking protein particle complex subunit 4
Exons: 5
Coding region: 34-693 (219 amino acids)
Biological process (GO): endoplasmic reticulum to Golgi vesicle-mediated transport
Cellular component (GO): TRAPP complex
Source: RefSeq, a predicted model, not a curated record
ACACUAGUGUCAGCUGAGCAAGGCGUUGCAAAAAUGGUGAUCUUCAGUGUGUAUGUGGUCAACAAGGCUGGGGGCUUGAUUUACCAAUAUGACAACUAUAUUCCGAGAGCCGAGGCCGAGAAAACAUUUAGCUAUCCUUUAGAUUUAGUGCUCAAGCAUCACGAUGAAAAGGUGGUUGUUUCGUUUGGACAGCGAGACGGAAUAAGAGUGGGUCAUGCAGUGCUGUCCAUCAACGGGGUUGACGUGGUUGGCAAAAACACGGCAGAAGGAAAAGACAUCCUUGAAUACUUAAAGGAUCCCUCUAAUUAUCCAGUGUCGAUUCGUUUUGGACGAGCACGUCUCAGCUCCAAUGAGAAGCUGAUGCUUGCAUCUAUGUUCCACUCGCUUUUUGCUAUUGGUUCACAGCUGUCUCCUGAAGUUGGUAGUUCAGGGAUUGAAAUGCUAGAAACGGAUGUCUUCAAGCUGCACUGCUUCCAGACUCUCACAGGGAUAAAGUUUAUCGUGUUGGCUGACCCUCGGCAGUCCGGCAUUGAUGCUCUGUUGAGGAAGAUUUAUGAAGUUUAUUCAGAUUUUGCCCUCAAAAACCCUUUCUAUUCUCUGGAAAUGCCAAUAAGGUGUGAACUCUUUGACCAGAAUCUGAAGAGUGCUCUGGAGAUCGCAGAGAAAGCUGGGAACUUUGGAGCUGGAUCCUGAUUUAAAGAAGAAUUAUUCAGCAUCUAUGAUUUUCAUACAUGGAGAGCCUGAGAUUAGAGCUGGUGAAGAAAAAAAUGUUUAAAUCAUUUUUCAAACAGGGAAUUCACACUGUGUAAAUACAUGUUGUGUAAAUAUGUGAGAAUAAAAUGACAGCCUGCAUGAAACUGC